AUGCUCCGAUUGUAAAUUCUCUAAAAUAUAAAUGAAAGAAAAAAAAUAACACAUUAGUCAAGUUUCACAAAAUUUUUGAACCAUACAAUACAAUUAUUAGUUGAGAAAAUUAUAAAAAAGUAAUAGAUCUAACUUAGAAAGAAAUAAAUGAUUUAUUAAUCAUUCAAAUAUUGUUAGUUAGGAUAAUAAUAUUGA
Molecule: messenger RNA, 195 nt
Organism: Tetrahymena thermophila SB210
Lineage: Eukaryota; Ciliophora; Oligohymenophorea; Hymenostomatida; Tetrahymenidae
Exons: 2
Source: RefSeq, a predicted model, not a curated record